AACCUUAAAUCAACCUUAAAUUCAUAACCAUAUUCACAACCUUAACAUCCCCGUUGAUAAUAUCUCACAGGAAAAAACAUGGACUCCUUCAUGUGCAACAUCAAAACCGUAGCAACCGGCGGCCACGACGAAACGAAAACCAACACGGAUCAACCGUCGAACACGAGCACCGACCUCUUGUCAAGUGCCAAGCUGGUGGCAGAGGCAGCUCAGUCAGCUGCAACCAACAAAACGGACCAAAUUGACAAGCAGAAGGUCGCCGGAGCCACCGCGGACCUUCUGGACUCUGCUAAGGAGUACGGAAAGUUUGACGAGAGCCAGGGAGUGGGACAGUAUAUAAAACAGGCAGAUGAUUACCUUCACAAGUAUGAGAAGUCCGGUGCUACUGGUGCUACACCACCCGCUGAGGCGCCGCUUGUGACCGAGGAGAAGAAAGCCGAAGCGCCGCCGGGUGUGGAGGAGAAAGGUGGAAAGGAUGAAUCGGAAAGUGGGAUUGGUGCCGGAGAUGCUAUCAAGGCUGCCGGAAGUUUCUUUAAGUAGAAAUAUGGGUUAUAUUAUUAUGCAAAUAAAUCAAGUUUACAAGUCUCUCAUAUUUUUGGCUUGUACACUAUAUUUACAUGUUAUAUGUUCAUGUAAUAUUUAUGUGUUAUUAUGAUGUUACAUAAGUUUGUAAUAUGAAGAUAUGGUUUCUUUAUACAUAUAUACUUGGUAAAGAUCUUUUGGUA
Messenger RNA from Helianthus annuus (common sunflower), 725 nucleotides. RefSeq names its product nodulin-related protein 1. The transcript has a single exon. Bases 79 to 540 code for a protein of 153 amino acids. Lineage: Eukaryota; Viridiplantae; Streptophyta; Magnoliopsida; Asterales; Asteraceae. The record is from RefSeq and is a predicted model, not a curated record. Gene Ontology annotation, biological process: regulation of abscisic acid biosynthetic process; response to heat.